This is a messenger RNA of Uloborus diversus, 9319 nucleotides long. RefSeq names its product protein PALS2-like (gene vari). Gene Ontology annotation, cellular component: plasma membrane; cell-cell junction. The record is from RefSeq and is a predicted model, not a curated record. Gene Ontology annotation, molecular function: protein binding. The coding region runs from base 215 to 1960 and encodes 581 amino acids. The transcript is spliced from 15 exons. Lineage: Eukaryota; Metazoa; Arthropoda; Arachnida; Araneae; Uloboridae.
ACCAUACGUUUGUUUUGUUUAGGAAAUGUAACAUACUCAGACUUAGAUUGCUCAAUUUGUUUGUUACAUCCUAAAAUUUUAAUUGAUUUUUUCAUCGUGUUUGUUAUUGUCUUUGUUUGAACUUAUAUGACUGCAGAUUACAGUCUAAAGGAAAUGAUUAUUUGUGGAAUAAGAGCUUGAGUAUUAAGUGCUGUAGAUUGAGAAUUAAGAAAAGAUGCCAAUUGCAAGCACUAAUAGUGGACAUGCUGCUUUCCAGCAUGUGCGGGAUAAUAUUGAAGAUCUCAAUGGUCGAGUUGGUGCUAGAAAUACUGAUAUUAUUUUUCUGAAGGGUUUGAUGGAGUCACCUGUGGUUUGUUCUCUUGUGAAGGUGCAAGAUCAGUUAGAAGAAAAUUGUCAGUCUUCAGUACCUGUUGGCAUUGGUACUAAAUUGUUGAAAGAGGUCAGAAAGCUAUGUUACAGUACUAAAAGUAAAGAAAGUGUAGAAUUAGCAAAGUUAUUAGAUGAUCCUCACAUAGAAGCUAUGGUUGAAGCUCAUGACAUUGUUGCUGGUAAGAAAUAUGAUUCUCCUCGCCAGAGAGAGUCAUCUCCUCAAGUUGCAUCUGCACCAUUGAUUCAAAAUAAUGGUCCAACUACCGAAGCUAUCAGAAUGGUUGGAAUUCGCAAAACAGAUGAAGAACCAUUGGGUAUAACUGUUCGAAAUGAUGAUGGUCGUCUUGUUAUAGCCAGGAUUCUUGCUGGUGGCAUAAUUGAUCGUCAAGGCUUACUGGCUGUUGGUGACACAAUACUUGAAAUAAAUGGCGUAGAAUUGCAUUUUCCAGCAGAGUUACAGCAACAGCUUUCAAAAUCAUCAGGAAGUGUCACAUUUAAAAUUCGUCCUUCCAAUUCAGAUACUAUUUCUCCAGCUCAGACUUACGUGAAAGCGUUGUAUGCAUAUGACCCAUCAAAAGACUCGUUGCUACCAUGUAAAGAUAUUGGCCUUGCAUUUAAACAAGGAGAUAUAUUACAAAUUUUAAAUCAAGAUGAUCCCAAUUGGUGGCAGGCUCGACGGCUUGAUACUCUUGGCCAUGCUGGAUUAAUACCUUCUCAAGAGCUUGAAGAACGUCGCCGGGCUUUUGUUCGUCCUCAGUAUGAUCAUGCUACUAAAAGUACUAUGUGUGGGACAAAAAUCACUAAAAAGAAACGUAAGACUAUGUAUCAGAGCAGAGCUAAUGCAGAGUUUGAUAAAGCUGAGUUGCUUCUGUAUGAAGAAUGUGCCAAAAUGCCACCUUUUGAACGAAAAACUUUGGUACUGCUUGGGGCUCAAGGCGUUGGUCGCCGAACAAUGAAGAAUAAGCUCAUAAAGGAUGAUCCAUCCAGAUUUGGUACUCCAGUAGCUCAUACUUCAAGACCAAUUAGAGAGAAUGAAGAAGAUGGAAAGCACUACUAUUUUGUAACUCGUGAAGCUAUGGAGGUGGAUAUUGCUGAAAAUAAGUACCUUGAAUUUGGGGAGCUUAAUGGUCAUCUGUAUGGCACCAAAUUAGAAUCUGUUCGAGCAAUAAUACGUUCUGGCAAAAUGUGCAUACUUGACUGCAACCCACAAGUUCUAAAAUAUCUGAAGACGUCAGAAUUUAUGCCCUAUGUUGUUUUUAUUGCUGCCCCUCCAGUGGAUCAGCUAAGACACAUGCAUAUUGAUUCUGGAAGAAGUCAGAAUUGUAGCAGCAGAAAUCUUACAUUUGAUCGUGCUCUGGGCAGGCAUGGAUCAAGACGUGCAAGAACUUUGGAAAGUUUGGCUUCAUUAUAUGAGGAAGAAGAUCUUCGAAGUACAGUUGAAGAAAGUGCCAGGCUGCAGCGUGCAUAUGAAAGAUACUUUGAUUUAGUACUUCUAAAUUCAAAUUUUGAUAAAACUUAUGAAGAACUGAAAGCUGCUAUUGAUGCAUUAUCUACACAACCACAAUGGGUGCCUAUAUCUUGGGUUUAUUGAGGUUCAGCAAGAUUGUUUAUACUUGAAUAUAUUUUAUAAAAACAUGUAAUAAAAAAUUAAUUUUGAACUAUGAGCUCUGAUUUUAUGAAAACUGUUGAAUCUUGUUUACAUUAUAUGUGUGUCUGUGAUCAUGAGGGUUGAAUCUGUAGUAUGCUAUGUUGAUUAAUAGUUGAAAAAGGAAAAAUACUCCAUGUAAAUUUGAGCAUCACGGUUCAUAAUAUAGUUUGCCACCUUUCUCUUAUUUCAUCAAAGGGAAUGUUUAAGUUUCCCAAAGUAAUAAAACUCAAGAUUGUCUUCCACAUAGAGGGGGAAAGUGGGGUAAAACCGGAAAGUCAGGAGCAAACCGAGUACUCCCUUUUAGCCUCUAAGUGAUGCAAUCAUGUGGACAAGGGAUUAACUAUGUUCCACCUUGAUGAAGAAGCAGUGGCCAUUAAAUUAGAACUCAACAGACUCACUUCUUUCGUUCCUGUGAAGAAAAUUCCGUUUGAGUGGUUUUGCUUAAAAUUUUUGAACAAAACUAGACCGAUUAUACUAUGUUCAUGUUUCUGCAACAGUAAAGUUAUGUAGCUCUCCUUGUACAACGUUUAAUUACCUUAAAUCAAUCAUUAAAUUAAUAUCAUUAUUAUUCUAAGUAAUUGUCUGUAGCGUUCUGUAUAGUCAUAUGACGGCAUUUUUUAUGAAAACUGUAUGUGCGAGGCAAAACCGGGUAUUACACCCAUACACUGAGAGAAAGAUACAACUGAAGGAGGACAAGAGAAAGGGAAAAACUCAUUUUGACGGGCUCCCCAUACAAGCUUCAUCUUCAGGCAACAUUAGAAGAAAAGAAAAGGAAAAAUGAUGGAAAGAGGCCCAAAGAUGGACGGAAGAAAAAAAAUACCUGAAGGAAAGACAAACAAAUCAAAGAAAAGGCAACAUUAUGAAGAUGCCAAAAAGGAAGACGUCCAAAGAAGAAGCAUCCAAAAUAAGCGUAAGAAAUAAGCAUGCAAAAAAACAAAAACCGAAAGAGCAAAUGAGGGAUGAAUCCAGUGAAGAGGAUGACAAUACUCCCUGCAUUUACUGCAAUGAGCUUUAUUUGGACUUCAAGGGUGGUGAGGGAUGGAUCCAAUGCAGUCGUUGGGCCCAUGAAAGCUGCCCUGGGGCCGAAAAGGAAGAUAACUAUUUUACUUGCGACGUGUGUCAAUAGGCCUUAUAGCACAGCAAAAAAUUAAAGGUAAAGACAAUUAAAUUUACGGACAGCUCAUCAAUAUAUGUCUUUUUAUGCUUAUUCUAUUAUGUUAUGACAAUAGUUAACAUACGUUACUAAGUAAAGCUUGAUUUUUGUGGAAAAUUUUAAAAUUGUUAUUUUCCCAAAGCAAUAACAUGUCUGCCCGGUUUUACCCUACUAGUGGGGCAUAACCGGGUAGAAUGACUUUUUUACAAAAAAAAUAAUAAUAAUAAUAAUAAAAAUUUGAAAAAAAAAAAAAAAAAACAUGUAUGUUUUUGAAACUGGUUGCAUUAAUAGUUUAGUAGUGCAUACUUUUGCGAAAUUUUGUUCCUUUACGCUAAAAACUGAUUUCUGGAAGCCUGCAAACCUUAGGGUCCCAGAUUUACCCCAUUUUCCCCUACUUUUGUUUUCUGGAAAGCGCUUAUCAAUUCAUAUAAUCAAACCAUGUAUUAAUUAAACAAUUUAAAAUGGUUUUGCAUAAUUUGAAUGUAUCAUCUCGAUUGUUUUAGUUCUCAGUCUUACCCCUUGACAUAUGAUAACGUCCUAGAGCCGUCUGGUAUAUGGCGGCACUGAAAUAAAUGUGUUGAAGACAUCAAAAUCUACAAUGGUAUAUGAAAUGAAUGACGUCAGGAAACGAAUGUCAAGUCACAUUUAUUGUAGAGUUAUUGUAACUGUAAGUGAUUUUAUUUGUAUGUUAAGGGAUUAACACUGUUCAGUUGAGAAAGAAAGUGGAUUGUAUCAAAACUCACUUUCAUUUUUAUUGCAUUGUAAAAAGUCAAUGAGAAAGUGACCAAGUUUCUUAGUAGUUUUAAAUUUUGUUUUUGCAUAUGCCAAGUGUAGUUUGGGAAUUUUCUUUCUUGUUUAUUUUCAGAUAUUGUAUUUAUUCAUAAAUAGUUGAAGCUUAGUAAAUGAAUGUGUUAAGUGAUUGUUUUGAAGAAAUAGAUAUUUUCUCAACAAAGACGAAACUGCAAUCUCUGGGUGUCGUAACCAGUGUAGGUAUAAUACGUUAAAAGUGUUUAAAGUUCAGCACAAAUGCUUAAAGACAUGGAGGAUCACAACCCUAACACUUUCAAACAUAAUCUGUAACUAUGUUUUACAGACUUCAAUCACCGAAUAUUACUGUCUUGACUGCCCUUUUUCCUAUUUGUAUGCUCAUAUUUUUAAAAGGGCACCCUCCAAAGUCAGAAUUUGGACUAACGCUUGUCUUACAUCAACAAUGCAGUAUUAGGCAGAAAAAUGCUGAUGGUUUAGCAUGGGGAAAUGUAAGGCAAAUAGUUUUGAGAAUUUUUAUUUGUUGCAUAACACAAUCUUUUAUUUAGCUCUUUAACUAUACAUCUAAAAAUUUUGUGUAUUUAAUGAGAGAAAGGCAUUAAAUCAAGAAUAAGCAUUUUCUUAACCAUGUUGAUAGACAGUGUAAAGAAAUCAACAUUUCAGUUAUAUCCCUUCUUUUUUUGUUAGAAAACUGCAACAGAUCUUGUUUAAAACACUAAAAUAAUAACCUGAUGAUUUAUUUUUGAAAAUUUUUCCUAAAUAGUUUUUGUAAGUUAAUAAGUUUAUUUUAAGGUGUAUUUUGAUAUUUUAUGUAAGAACCUUUAAUUUUUAAUUCAAGUUUGUUAAAAAUCAAUACAUUAGACUAUACUUAGUAACACUGGAACUGAAGGGGAAAAAAAUAAUUAUUUUUGUCUGUAGUUCCAGCUGAAAAUAUAUCUAUAAUCCUUACCCUUACAUUAUCAAAUACUUUUCUUGCAGAGAUUUUCAUUCUAAAUCAGUGGCAUACUUUUUUUUACUUAUUUUGAAUAACUAUAACAGAUGGUUUUUAAUAAGAGAUAUCCAUGUACGAGUUCUCAUUAUUUAGUUUCAAAAUAUUCCUUUCAAGCUUUUUUUUUUUUUCAUUUGACACUUACAUGUUAAAUACCAAUGCAUUGAGUGUAAUAAACAUGCUUUGAGAGGACAUAUAUAAUUUAUCUAUUGUGCUCAGCAUAGUUAUCUUUUCAUUCAUUCACAAACAAUUAAGUUCCUAGUUAAAUUUGCUUCUGUAACAGCCAUAGCAACCUGGUUAAUUAAAAUUUUUGCCUUUUGAAAGUUGUCAGAUAAGUAUAAACCAUACUUAAGGGGUUGAAUACUUAUAGUAUUUUAGUAAAAAAAUUAUAUUGUGAUAAGAAAUAUGGGUACAAAACCAGUUUGAAAGGUAAUUUUCUUUCAAGACUUGUCCCAUAAGUUGUAUUGUUGUUACAUAUGCCUACCCGGAACUCAAUCCAUGAAGAUUUAGCAGCUCAAUACUUCACGAGUGAAACAAGGAACAGAAAUGCAAUAAAGAAACUGGAUAAGCAUGAUAUACAAAUGAAUAAACAAGAAAGGGAGAAGAGUUGAGCUGAAUCAAUAACUGUUCAUAAGAGUUUUGGCAGUUCAAUAUAAUUUGGGUAUUUUUCCUAAUCUCUGAGCCUUUGGAUGCCUGCACCUGGCCUGUGCACUUAAGAAGGUGUUCUGAUUUAUAGGAUCCACUUUGCAGAAUUUACAAAUGUUAAGAGUAGUUUACUUAGUUUGUUAAGAUGUUCUGCUAAGCAGUUGUGGCUAGUCCUUAGUCUGAAUUUUGCCACAGAUUCUUUACAGGAUCCAUGACAGCAUGAUUUCCAGCUAGUUUGGACACUCGCCCACAAUUUUCCCAUUGACUUAACAGCUUGGACUGACUUGAGAGUAUCAAUAUUUUUUCUAUAACCGUAUCCUUUUAGUGAAUCUAGAGGAAUAAGAUUGUUAUUUUGUGAUUGAAAAGGUCAUCUCUUAUUCAACGAACCUGCCUUUUUGUUGCCGUCGAUUCCCAUGUGCAAAGGAAUCCAUUUUAGAUUUUGCCAGAAUUUCCUAGUGAGUUUAAAGUCUGCUUAAAUUUCAAUACUGUUUGAGUUUCCUUAUUUUCACAAACAAUAGCAUUCAAACAAUAGCAUAAUAUAAAAUUUCAAUUCAGUAGGCUAUAAAAAUAGGCUUACCUUUUUUCAUGCUGCAAUCUGUUUGUUCUUUUCUACAUCAGUAGGUCGGUUAAUUCUUGCUGAAACUCAUAUCUGAACUCAUAUUAAUCUGAGGCCUGAAAAAAGGACUACACAAAACUUCUAUCAACUAAACUAUAUUACUAUUUUACAUGUUAUAUUUACAAUUAAGGAGAAAACAUUCCGAAAAUUGACAAAACAUAAUCCAGGAGUUUACAUUGUACAGCUUGAGGUUUUGAAGUAUUACUUAAUUCUGAUCUCAAGGUUCGGAUAGAAAGUUAUUUAUUCAGUUAAAGUGGAUGAAAUUAUUCUGAGAGGAAAAAUAAGGGAGAGGGAAUUGAGUGUUUGCUAAGUCUAUACUGAUUUGUGGCAGCUGCCUGAAUGGCAACUGAAGAGUCAUCUAAGAUGACUGGAAUAGUGAGACACUUUUUUGUCGUGUGAUUUUCCAAUGUUCAUGAAAGAGAAAAACCUUGGCAUGAAAAUUCAACGUGUAACAUCGGACCAAUGCAUACUGUGAGAAGUCUUCGGUAUACAUUGGCUCCAGCAUGAUCUUGCAUCAUAGUGUCAUCUAAGCCAUUCAGUUCAAGGAUAUUGUUUUUGCAACAUACAUAAUAAGUUCAUAUUUAAUAUAGUGUCUGGCAAGUCUUUCUUCUUCUAGCUGGUUCUCAAUAUCCAUGGUCGAGGGCAAACCAGCAACUUGUUAAGUUCUUCAGUUCCCUUGUAUAAUGGAGUAGUUUGUUACAAGCUUCUUAGAAGAAACUUGCAUUUUUAAGGAGCUUGUUUUGCAUUCAUUAAUUCUCUACACUCUUUCUAAUGCUUUCAUUUUAAUGUAUGAGCCAACAGCCUGUUUCCUAAUCUCUGUGGUAAUUAGGAGGUUGUAAUUAUAGAUUUGCAUCACAGCUAUUGGAGUGGUCUUGACUGCUACAGUAAUAAUGCAAUGGGCUCUGUUGAGGACCUUCUCUAUUGUCAGUUUUUCCAUGAGCAGCAGCAAUCAAGACCUCACUACCGUAUUUGAUAAGAGCCUAACAUAAGUGAUGUAAAUUUAUUAAGAGUAUAUUAUACACUUACCCAUUUAGCACCUUCUAAUUUUUCCGUAAUCGAAGUUCUCUUUUCUCCUUUUUCUUUUAUAUUGACAUGGUCAGCAAAGUUUAGUUUGUUGUCUAGUACUAUACCUAAACAUGUAGUGCUAGUGCUUGUUUGAAAUACUGCAUUAUCUAUUUUAAAGGUGAAGUUUGCAUUAACCUGUCUCAGGGAGAAUAACCCAUAAACUUUCAAGUUAUAUAUACAAGUACAAAUCUGACAACCAGCAACAGGCUCUUGGCCCAACUAGGCUGGACCUAGUAUAUUUAUUAGUCCUCAAUGACGAUCAAUGGCCCACUUAAAGCUACCCACCUCCUUGCUCAUUACCACCUCUUCUGAUAAGCUGUUCCACAUACACAAUCUAAAGUAGUAGUUUUUCCUUAUUUCCAGGUUAGCCUGAGAUUUAAAUAACUUAAAACAAUGACCCAUUGUCCUGCUUUCUGUGCUAAAAUUUAAUCCAUUAACAUCAUUCAUUUUGAUAAAUUUAAACAACUGAAUCAAGUCCCCUCUGACCCUCCUUUGCUCCAGGCUGUUUGGAUAUAAAAGAAAGAGUUAUAUUUCAUUUGUUACAUCAGUUUAUUCUGUAACUCUAACGAGAGACUCAUUCCUUGAAUGAAUAAAAAUGACAACAACGUGUAUGAAGUACAAAUAAAGUAGUAUAAAAGAGUUUAAAACUCAGCAAACAGCUGUUUCGGGGCUGUCACAUGCAAGCCCCUUCAUCAAUGCAAAAAAGAAAAAUUAAAAGUCCACACAAUGUGAACCAAACGAUAAAUGAACAAAAAAUGGAAGGCAGCAAAGUAAAUAGGAAUGGAAAUCGGAAACACAUGCGUCACAGAACACCAACGACACCUAUAGUGCAGAAAAACAUCACAAACAGGAAAAAGUACUUUUUUCUGUUUGUGACGUUUUUUAAGGAUUUUUGUUGGUAACUAGGCAUUUUAAGUUCAAAGCUUAAAUUAUAAGUAACAUCAGAACAGUUUCAAAAGCUACGUAUCAUUCCAAAUACUGUAAAUAAAUAUCUUUUGAAAAGUUUGACAAUCAUUUAAAGUAUUUUUUGUAGAUGGAAUAUUAACUCUUUGCAGCCAAAACAUAGAUGCACGAAUGUCCUCCUGUAUGUGUAAUCUUGGGCAUGUUAUCUGUCUUCAACUUGAAACCACAGAAUGUAAUCAAUGUCUGUAGUUUGUCAGGUUUCCAUGUUCUAAUUGAUGCUUAUAACCUAUUGUUUGGGCAGCUGUCUGUUGACAAGUAUCCAAAUUUGUAAUAAAGUUUGGGCAUGUUCUAGCACCGAGCUGUUCUCUCAGGGUUAAAUUGUAAUUUUUUGUCUUAAACUGAGCAUUGUUCUGUACCGUUGACUCUUAAAAAGUUGUAAAACCUGGUGAAUAGAUGUUACUGAUGACAAUUUUAAUAAUGCUUUGGUGCUUAUAAUGAAAAUAAAGCUUUGUAUUGCAUUAUUAGAUGAUUUUAUCUCUCAAAUUUUUUCUUGAGAUAUAACAAACUAUGUUUAUUUAAAAUAUUCAUUAUGUUUAAUAUUGGGAGUGAUUUGUUUCAUAGGUUUUAAGAAGAAUCUCUUGUACAUUGCUUUUUUUUUCUUUCUUAGGUGGUGUUAAGGAGUUUUACUUCAUUUUAAAAUAUUUUGAUAUUUUAAGGAGUUGGUAGAUUUUUAUUUCUGUAUUUCAAACGUUUUUACUCUUGUUUGUCUGUCUAUAUUGCAGUUCUUUUAUAUAUUUUUUUUUAACCUAUAUUGUGUGAUAAAUAAUGUUUUGAACAUUAUCAAGUCUGAUAAAUGUCGGACCAGUUAUUGUGUUCACUUAAUUUUGAAACGUUUCAGAUUGAGUUUUUUAAAUAGCUAUCUUUUUUGUUAAAUUUAUUUUUACUGUUACAUAAAUGAACAUAAUUUAAGUGCAAAUAAGUGCUUUAUAUUAUAUUCCAUUAACAUUCCAUUUCCACGAUAUAUUUAUACAGAACGUUUUAUAUACCUUGGGUGGUUUUUACAACUACUGUCAUUCUAGCAAUCAUCAUAUCAUUGUCUAACCUUUUUUUUGCCUCAUCACUUAUAUUUUGUUCUGAGAGUUUGAAAUAAAUUUCUAUGAAUAUGUU